CGGAUGGUAACUGUUGGGCAUUAUUAGUAGGGUGUGUUUGUUUGGGUGAUCGGAUUUUAAAUUCAUUAUUUGUACUAUUUUUUUUUUUAAAUAUUAAAUCAAUUAUUUAUUUUUAAUUUUUUAUAUUAUAUAUUUAUUUUUAAUUUUUUAUAUUAUAAUACUUAUUUAUAUCGCAUCCAGUUUCAAGAAGGUUAUCUCCCUCUCUCUCUCUUUAUAGAGAGAGUAUAUAUAUAGAGAGAGCCCAUGAAUAGGACUUAUUGUAACUGAUAGUGAUACAUCUUCAAAUCUCUCUCUCUCAUUCUCUCUCUUCUUGUACACACUCUCUUUUGAUUGAUUGAUUAUGGAUUUGGUGUUUGAUCCGAAGAGUGGAAGCCAAUUCUUGAUCGAAGCUGGUUUCUUCGACACCAUUUUAGAGAUCAAAGAAAAGAUCGAAAAGGAGCGCGGCAUUCCGGUCCCGAACCAAACCCUGAUCUUCAAAGGCAACGUCCUCCCCGACGAUCUCAACAUCCACCACUCCGACAUCGUCGACUUCUCCUGCAUCCGCCUACUGCUCCCAGGCGACGAACACGCUUCUCCUUCCAACAUCCGCCUCCUCCUCAAAAUGCCGGCCUCCAAGACCCCCGACGCCGUCGAAAUGGACAUCUCCGACACCGUCGCCAACCUCAAGGAGAAGAUUAAUAAGAUGGAAGGGGUGCCCACGAACCGACUCUCUAUCCGCGCCAACGGCGUUGAACUCGCCGAUCAAAAGACCAUGCAAGAUUGCGAGCUGUCGCAUAACUCGGAUGUGGAAGUGGUGGUGCGGCCCCCUCCGCCACCCCCGAUUCCGGCUUGCCUGCCGAGGAUGCUGAAGGUGUUUGUUUUGUCGAGCGACGGGAAGGGGAAAGUGUCGGUUGAAGUGAAUCCUUCGGACAAUGCAGGGGAGCUGAGGAAGAAGUUGGUGGCGAUGAAGGCGGAGGAGGAGGAGGAGGUGGAGGAGAUGGAGUUGGAUCUUCCGCCGGAUGGGUUCUUCUUUAUACACAAGCAAAAUGUGAUGGAUGACGAUAAGUCUUUUAGAUGGCACGGCGUGCAUCAAGGCGAUAUCAUCGAAAUUUUUGGCGGGAGUGUCUCCAGUAAAACAAAUUGAUUAUGAUGGAGCGUCGACGGUUUGAAUUCAUGAUUUUACAGAGAUUAUCUUUUACGUGACUGCUAAUGAGAAUUUUUAUAAUAGUAUUAAAAAGAUCUUUUAGAUAGAAAUGUGUAAAUUUAUGGGAAGUUUCUGUGAUAGUGUUAAAAGAUGUUUUAGAUGGAACGGUAUAAAUUCAUCUAAAAAUUUAUUUUUUAAGGGUAUUAGAAGUCUUUUU
Messenger RNA from Andrographis paniculata, 1340 nucleotides. RefSeq lists its product as uncharacterized. Gene Ontology annotation, biological process: proteasome-mediated ubiquitin-dependent protein catabolic process. Gene Ontology annotation, molecular function: ubiquitin binding; proteasome binding; polyubiquitin modification-dependent protein binding. Lineage: Eukaryota; Viridiplantae; Streptophyta; Magnoliopsida; Lamiales; Acanthaceae. The coding region runs from base 341 to 1123 and encodes 260 amino acids. The record is from RefSeq and is a predicted model, not a curated record. Gene Ontology annotation, cellular component: nucleoplasm; cytosol. The transcript has a single exon.